GGCCGAAUGUCGACAGUUGGGUUGCCUACAGCCAGGCAAUAAUAAUAUUCGAUAUACCAGAUUUCGAAAUUCAUCAUUUGAGUAACUUCUCCCGCAUCGCGUCUUCCUCGGCCUUAUAGUAAACGAAUUACAGAAAGGACAUCACAAUAUGCGCAAAAAAUUAAAUGUGAUAAAAAUUAGGUAUCGCUAAUGGUACCCAGCCGAUUAUAUUUGUGCAGUUAAAAAGUGCGUACAGCGAUCGCGAAGACAUCUGUUAUUAAUCGUUAAAAAAUUCAGGUGUAAAGAAAACACGCACUCAGAAAUAUAUAAUAAGUCGAUACUCAAUUCAGCUGAGGCCGUUAACAACGUUUCUAGUCAAUUGGUUUCUUUAAACUGCACUCAAAACGAUUCGAGUGGGCGAAAUAUACAAGGAAAUGGUAGACAUAACGUGACAACAACGGCUGUGUGGAUCACUUUAAUUCCACUUCUAUUACCAACCGAUACGUAAAACCAUCAUCUCACGAUGCCGAUCGAUCGCAGUGACCUUUAGAUUAAUCUACUAUUCCAAGAAUGCACCUGUACCAAAACUUGAAACAAAAGGACCUGGAGGUGGGUACAGGCAACCUUACGCUGUCAGCAGUAAUCGAGUGACCUUGAAUCGAGGAAUAAGGCUGUCCGAAGAUAAAGUGAAAUAAGGGAGGAUUGAUAGUAUGACGGUGAUGCUGCUGCAACGCUCCGCGACGCCGCAAUCAACGCACAGCCAGAAUAACAACAAUAACAAUAGCACCAAACCACCGUUUUUAUUCCUGUUAGAACAAGGCGCAGCAGAGCAAAGAAGUAACAUAAACAACAAUAACAAAAGUGCCACGAUUAACCGCAACAACAGUGUAGUCAUUGGUAACUUAACAGCUGCCUCGUCACAAAAUAGAAACAUCGGGGGUGGUGACUUGGGAGGCAGCAUCGGUGUUGCAGGUGGUCAAAUUCCAGGCGAGGACAUCGCGAUGCGAUAUUAUCGACUCUGGAUCUAUGCCUGCAAUGUUGUCCUCCUAGGAAGUGCUCUCGGCUUUGUUGCCGCCGGCGCACGAACCCUAAUCUUUUCUGGAGAUACAAGACGCCGCCUAGUCCCUGGUGUACCAGGACUCUUUGACCCGACCACCCUCUACGCUGUGCUUGCACUUGUGGCACAAUUGGGCCUUGUACAGUUGCUCGGUUGCGUGGCAGCCCGAAGACUGAGUGCCCGUCUCCUAAACGCCUACUGGUUCUUGCUCCUAGCUCUUUUGUUUGGCGACGCUGUUGUAGGAGUCGCCUGGGUCUUCCGUUUUGAGAAAAUGCGGGCUGAGCUGCGACCAACUCUUAGACUUCGACUGCAGACAGAAUAUGGAAAGGAAACACGGUUCAGCGAACAAUGGGACAGACUUCAGAGAGAAUUUGGUUGCUGUGGUGUCACUGGACCACGAGAUUUCACAUCUCGAUGGCCACAGAGUUGUUGUUUUGCGAUCGCAAACAUGAGUGACACUUGUCAGCAGCCUUAUUCAAAAGGAUGCGACGAAUCAUUGCUCCGCUGGCUGAGGAGAACUGCUGAUUUACUCUUCGUACUUGGGUUCUGUGUCAUUGCUUUUACCAAGCUCUGCUUUCUUGGUAUUUUGCGAUAUGAAAUUCGCGAAAUGAUACAGAAGAUACGGCUUCUUCGUGAACCUCCACCGCCUCCAACACCGUUCGCACAACCUCUAGCUCAAAUUGUUCCUGAUCCAACUAACAAUAAUGGAAGUAUUCUACGCCGCACAACUUUGCAACCAACUACUGCUAGCUCUGGAAAUGCAACGCUGUUGUUACAGCCUGACGAAUGUGGAGGUGGAAGACAUCCCUUACUGGCGCAUGCCCUGCAAGACGGGGGUGCAGAUAGUGAUACAAAUAGUCAUUGUGCUCUGAUACUUGAAGAAACAAGUCCUUCACCUGCGAAUCACAACUGUACAUCAAAAGAAAAAAGCAACGGAAAUAACAAUUAUGAAAUGCGAGAAUUUAAUAGGAGAUUAUUGUUUUCCAAUGGAAACAGCCAGGUGUUGGGUGUAGGAGGUACGGUACAAAAUCGACACACCUGACUAUGGAGAUGGUGGCGACACACCUGGCACCAUUUUCUACGAAGCAACAACAGACAACCCUCCCAAGUACUGUUAUAUAAGUAAAGUUGAUAUAAUGUUUUUAAUCUGCCAAUAAGCUCGCAUGGGCUCAAGAACAGUGUUAUGUGUUGAUUUAGAAAGGUACAUAGGCACAGAACAAAACAGAAGACUAGUGCUACUGAUUGUGAGCAAAACUUGGCGAAUAAGUGUGCAAAUUAGACCCGUAACAUGUGAAACACAGGUGAGUAGCUUUAAUAACUUUAAGGCAUAAAUAUCGAAGCCAUAUAUAGGUGUAUGUUGACUAAAAACAUAAUCUGUCGCUCACCAAAGUGAUCCGUACUUUGUUUAAGUAACACAAAAUUUCACCGUUGGAUAUCCGUAGAUAUUGAAUUUUGAAGGAUGGAUGUAAGUAGAUUGCGCUAUUCCUCGAAAUAUCAAAAUUAUGUUGCCUUUAGCACGAGUAUUCUGAGUUGAUUCGUGUUAUAGGGCAUAAGGUUAAAAUCACAAAAAAAAAAUUAAAAAAUAACAAAAAUGAUUGGCUUCCUAGUUAGGAUUAAUUAAAAUUUUAUGAUCAUCGAAUCGCAAAUGCCAAGGCGAUGGAUUUGUUCAUCUGUAGGCUGUAUAUAAUAUGAUAAAACAUUAGGUAGUGUUGCAAUUAAACUGCUUAUUUUUGAGAAACGCCACAGUUAUUGAUUGAGCUUGUGAUUUAAUAGAUAUUUUAAUAGAAUUCAAUACGCAUAUUGUGUUGCAAAGAUAAUGCAUAAGAGAAACUGCGUCAAUCAGUAAAUGUUCCAUUGAGUAUAGUUAGCUGAUGUAUGUGUUGUAAUCAUGCUAAAGAGACAGAAUUAGUAUGACAGCCAAAAUUCUACUGCAAUAUUUUUACUGUUUUACGAAAUAGGUUUUAUCAUGAAUAAGCGAUUGAAUUAUUGUUAAAUGUAAUAUGAUUAUACAAAUGUCAAAGCUUAAACCUCGCUAAAACACCGCCUCUGCAGUUGUCUGUAUAAAGUACAAUUAUUCUUUCAUGAUUUCACAAUAACUAAUUAGAAGGCUGCAGCAUUGUCGACAACAU
Diprion similis is the source of this 3165-nucleotide messenger RNA. RefSeq lists its product as uncharacterized. Gene Ontology annotation, cellular component: membrane. The record is from RefSeq and is a predicted model, not a curated record. Lineage: Eukaryota; Metazoa; Arthropoda; Insecta; Hymenoptera; Diprionidae. The transcript is spliced from 3 exons. The coding region runs from base 690 to 2078 and encodes 462 amino acids.